Chroicocephalus ridibundus (black-headed gull) is the source of this 1927-nucleotide messenger RNA. It is a transcript of the gene MPZL3, whose product is annotated as myelin protein zero like 3. Gene Ontology annotation, cellular component: plasma membrane. The transcript is spliced from 6 exons. The record is from RefSeq and is a predicted model, not a curated record. The coding region runs from base 58 to 762 and encodes 234 amino acids. NCBI's taxonomy places the organism in Eukaryota, Metazoa, Chordata, Aves, Charadriiformes, Laridae.
CUCACCUGCGCCGGCCCGCAGGUGAGCCGCCAUGUUGCGGCCCUGAGCGCAGCCGGGAUGUGGUGCGGCGAGGCGGCGGCGGCCGGCGGCGGCUUCUUCCUUCUGCGGGGGAUCCUGCUGCUGCUCGGCGUCUGCAAUGUUCUUUCUGUGGAAAUUAAAGUCAGUCCUAAAGUGCGAGCUUUUGUGGGUGAACAAGUAACGCUAAAAUGCUCAUUCAAAUCCAGUUCUCCCAUCACUGAAAGCCUGACAAUAGACUGGACAUACCGGCCUGUCACAAGUGGUCAGAUGGAGACAAUUUUUCAUUAUCAGUCUGUUCCAUACCUAACAACAGUGGGAAAGUUCAAAGACAGGAUAUCCUGGGUUGGCAACGUUGCCAAGGGUGAUGCUUCCAUUGCUAUCCAAAGCCCAGUGAUGACUGACAAUGGGACGUUCAUCUGCAGCGUGAGGAAUCCUCCAGACGUGUACCAUAACAUUCCCCAGAUAAUGCUGAUCGUUGUGGAGAGAGGUCUUUCCUUCCAGCUAACGUCGGCGACGCUGCUGUCCAUUUUAGUAUUUCUCCCUUCCGCCAUUGUGGUCGUUCUGCUGUUGGUAAGGAUGGGAAGAAAAUUUGGAGCGCUAAAGGAGAAAAAAAAAUCUGGCUGUAAGAAAUCCUCCAUCGAAGUGUCUGAUGAACCCGAACAUACAGAGACAGACAACUGCUUGGGGAAACUCAGAAACUGGUGUCUGAAGUGUGUGGACACGGAUGAGGAAGACCCAUACUGAUGACGAAAGACCAAAGCUAUGGAUAAAGAAGAAAAUUACAGCACUGAAAAUCACGGCUAGAUAGGUAUGAAGGCUGCUGGAUAACCAGUACAGACUGAAGGACCUGCUCUAAUCCUGGUAGAUUGGAAGAAUAAUGCCAAUGGGAUAACUCACUUCUAUUUAAGAACAAAAUACUGAUUUUUGAAAUCUUUCUAAUUUAUUGGGGAAAAAGAAUAAUGUCUUAACCUCAUUUCUCCAGUGCCUACAGAUACCUCAGUGCCUACAGCUGUACAGCCUGUUUCCUACCAGCACUCUGGCAAUGCAUGUUCCUUAGUUUACUUGCAAAUUUGUUUCCUUUAUUAUUGGUGACGUCCCUCUUUUCCUGCGCCCUUGAAUUCGAAUUGCUUAAAGCACAGGCCACUGCAGAGCGACCUCGACUCUCUAAGGUGAUCAUCAUUGGGCACCGACAAUGUUUUCUUCUCACUUUUUUUUGGAACUUAUUUGCAAAGGACUUGAAACAGUUUAAUUAAGUUGGUAUAUGGCAUCCUUUGUCUUGGAGCGAAAGGAACCUACUGCUUUUUUAACUGUUUUUUGGUUUAAUCUGCCACUUAAUUACAGGGUCACCAUUUUGUUCCUACUGUUUUCUGAUUCCAUUUUUAAGUCACCAACUGCACAGUAGUGUUGCCUUACAUUGUUGAGUUUUGUCUUCCCUUUAUUUUUAUUAUUUGUCCAGCAGCUGCAUUAUUAGGUACAUCUCCUUCUACUUGUAGAAGUGAAGCACAAAUCAUAUAGAACUACUUUUUUAAAAAUCAGAAAUGCAAAUGGGGGCUCUGUAUCUGGGGAAACACAACCCCAUCUACCUCAGCCAUUGACUCAAGCAGUGUCCAAAGGAAUGUUCUGUGUUCAGAAGAACAGUCGUGUUCCUCCUCUCUUCUUCUAUGCACGAUUUUAGGAAAAUAACUAAACAUUCAUCAUUACUGCCUGGUAAGAAAGAGUACUUCCUCUUUCACCAAUAAUGGAUGGCAGAGAGUCCUCAAGACCUAGGUACUGAGGUCUGCUCAAUACCUAAAUAGCUGCUGUUUUCUGCUGCCUUUCUGGAUGUGCCAAUGGUCACAUAGCCUCCUUUUACACGUGUGUUAUAAGUUUACCAUUGACUUUAAUGUGCCAUUACCAAUAAACUGCUUUC